UUUUAAAGGUAUGAUCCGCAGGUGUUUGAACGUGUCAAAAACACGUAAAACCAUAAUAUCAUAGUCCAGUAAAUAUCCUAUAAUAAACACCAUUUUUUUAGAUUUUAGUGAUGUGCCAGUGUUUAAAGGGGGGUUUGUCCACAAUACAUUAAAAAACGGUUCAUGGCCGGGAUUGGUUUUACGGCCGGCACAAAUGCUGGUCUACUGUAUUCACCCUUCGGUUGUCAUCGUCAACGUGGUCCCCGUCCCCGCUUUCGCCUGCGUCACUGGCACGCGGAAACGCAUCUUCGACGGUGCAGUAAACACCUAUUACAAACGAAUUUAUUUCAAAACCUAAUCAUAUCAAACUUUUUUUAAUUAAGUAAUGUAAUUAACGGUUUAAGGACACUUAUGGAACUACCUCGUUUUACAAUUUAAUGGUUUUUAUAGUAAUUUAAAUCUUAUAUCGUAUUAUAUUAGAAUUAAUGUUCAAAAAGACUUGUUCGUGUGGCCUUACUUUUUACCUGAUUAAUUUAAAUUUAUAGUUUUAAAUAAAAUAAGGGCCUUAUGUAAAUUAAUAUAGUUUAAUACCAAUGAAAAUGCAUAGGCGAUCAUUUAUGGGCAAUCGGACACACAUUGUUGAUAAUCAAAGGAGAAUUAGGGCAAAUGACAAACCAUUUAAUGCUCAGUUUAAAUAUGCGAGCAACUACAUUAAGACCUCAAAGUACAGUGUGCUGACGUUCCUGCCACUGAAUCUGUUUGAACAGUUUCAGCGCUUGGCCAACUUCUAUUUUUUGUGCCUUCUAGUUCUACAAUUGAUACCGGCCAUCAGCAGUCUUACACCAGUCACCACAGCCUUGCCACUCAUUGGAGUGCUUGGACUCACUGCCAUCAAAGAUGCUUACGACGACAUUCAACGUCAUAUAUCGGACUCUCAAGUCAAUAACAGAAAAUCUAGAGUUGUGCGCAAAGGUAAGCUUGUGCAAGAAAGAUGGUCCGCCGUCCAGGUUGGAGACAUUAUCCGCAUGGAUAAUAAUCAGUUCGUGGCGGCAGAUAUACUUUUGCUGUCCUCAAGUGAGCCUAAUGGACUUUGUUAUAUUGAAACAUCUGAACUAGAUGGCGAGACCAACUUAAAGUGCCGCCAGUGUCUGUCGGAAACUGAAGUGAUGGGUGAGGACAACGCCCUGUUGGGCGAGUUUGACGGCGAAAUAGUUUGUGAAACGCCCAACAACCUACUAAACAAAUUCGAAGGUGUUUUGGUGUGGAAGAACAAAACGCAUUCGCUCGACAACGACAAGAUUAUAUUGCGAGGAUGCGUGCUGCGCAAUACACAAUGGUGUUAUGGUCUGGUCAUUUUUGCCGGCAAAGAUACAAAAUUAAUGCAGAACAGCGGCAAGACCAAAUUCAAGCGCACCAGUAUAGAUAGGCUUCUUAACUUUUUAAUUAUAGGUAUAGUAUUUUUUUUACUGUCGAUGUGCCUUUUCUGCAUGGUAGCGUGCGGCAUAUGGGAGUCGCUCGUUGGCCGGUACUUUCAAACGUUCCUACCAUGGGACACACUGGUGCCUUCCGAACCGUUGGGUGGCGCCACGAUCAUUGCCCUUCUUGUUUUUUUCUCAUACGCAAUAGUUUUGAACACCGUUGUACCUAUCUCGCUGUACGUUUCAGUGGAGGUAAUAAGAUUUGUGCAAAGUUUUUUAAUUAAUUGGGAUGAACAAAUGUUCUAUAGUAAAAACAGUACCCAUGCCAAAGCGAGAACUACUACUUUAAACGAAGAACUGGGUCAAAUAGAGUACAUAUUCUCAGACAAAACGGGAACGCUAACGCAAAAUAUAAUGACUUUCAACAAAUGUUCAAUUGGAGGAAUCUCUUACGGGGACGUUUUUGAUCAAAGAACAGGGGAUUUAAUUGAGAUUACGGAAGAGACCGAACCGUUGGAUUUUUCAUUUAAUCCCAAUUACGAGCCAGAGUUUAAGUUUUAUGACAUGCACCUACUGGAGGCGGUUAAAAGGAAAGAUGAAGAAGUUUUUAGUUUUUUCAGACUUUUGGCACUUUGUCAUACGGUAAUGUCUGAACAACACGACAAUAAACUCGAGUAUCAAGCUCAGUCGCCCGAUGAGGCGGCGCUGGUGUCGGCCGCUAGGAAUUUUGGUUUUGUUUUUAAAGAAAGAUCCCCAAACAGCAUUACCAUUGAGGUAAUGAACCAGAAGGAAGUGUACGAACUGCUUUGUAUCCUCGAUUUUAACAACGUCAGAAAAAGGAUGUCUGUGAUAUUAAGAAAGGAUGGAAAAUUAAAGUUGUACUGUAAAGGGGCUGAUAAUGUCAUUUAUGAAAGGUUAAAGGGGUCAAAUGAAGAUGAGGUUAAAGUUAAAACCCAGGAACACCUAAAUAAAUUUGCUGGAGAAGGUCUUAGAACUCUCUGUUUGGCAUCCAGGGACUUGGAUGAAGAAUUUUUCAACGACUGGAAAAAGAGGCAUCAGGAGGCUGCCAUUUCGCUUGAAGACAGGGACGAGCGCCUGGACGCAAUCUACGAGGAAAUCGAAACUGACAUGGUGUUGAUUGGGGUUACAGCCAUAGAAGACAAGUUGCAGGACGGAGUGCCGCAAACCAUUGCCAAUUUAAUUCUGGCUAAUAUAAAGAUAUGGGUUCUUACAGGUGAUAAACAAGAAACUGCCAUAAACAUCGGCUACUCCUGUCAACUGCUAAACGAUGAGAUGGUGGACGUUUUCAUCGUUGACGCCUCCACAUUUGAGGAAGUGCAACAGCAGCUGUUAAAGUUUCGCGACAACAUCAAAAUCGUUCAGACGUUCCAACCGCGCAGUCCUCUCGCAGCGCAGAACGGAGACGGUCCCAACGAUGCCUCCAUGAACCACGCUCAUCAUUCGGCCCCGUCAUCAUCGACGGCUAACAAAGGGGCGGGACAAGGCGUAGACGGCGGUGGAGUUUCGGCGAUCACUGUGCCUGCCGUCAGCGUCGUUACCUUCAGGUGGGACGCGAUAGAAACAUGCGAUCGAUUGUCAAUGAGAGCAAGCAAGGAACUGGAGUACCACAGUCCCGUUGAACAAACUGAGGACGCGAACGCAGACUUUGCUAUAGUCAUCAACGGACAUUCUCUUGUACACUGUUUGCACCCUCAACUGGAAGGAUUAUUUUUAGAAGUGGUUAUGCACUGCAAAUCGGUAAUAUGUUGUCGGGUUACUCCUCUACAAAAAGCUUUGGUUGUAGAACUAAUAAAGAAAAGUAAGCAAGCCGUAACAUUGGCCAUAGGGGAUGGAGCAAAUGAUGUUUCUAUGAUAAAAGCUGCCCAUAUAGGUGUUGGUAUAUCAGGACAGGAAGGCAUGCAGGCCGUUCUUGCUUCAGAUUAUUCGAUUGCCCAGUUCAGGUUCCUAGAAAGAUUGCUGCUUGUUCAUGGACGAUGGUCCUAUUACAGGAUGUGCAGCUUUCUGCGCUAUUUCUUCAAUAAAAACUUCGCAUUUACCCUCUGCCACUUUUGGUACGCGUUUUUCUGCGGAUUUAGUGCUGAGACUGUUUUCGACCCGAUGUAUAUAUCGAUUUACAAUCUUUUUUAUACAUCUUUACCCGUCCUCGCGGUCGGCAUAUUCGACCAAGAUGUCAAUGACAAAAAUUCCGUGCUAUAUCCUCAGUUGUACCGGCCUGGUCAUAUGAACCUAUUUUUCAACAAAAAAGAGUUUUUUCGCAGCGCGCUGCAAGGAUGUUAUGUUUCCGGGAUUCUCUUUUUUAUUUCGUUUGGUACCUACUAUGAUGCAGUAAGCCCGGAUGGAAAAGGCCUGUCAGAUUACAUGCUGUUUUGUAGUGCUACUGCAGCAAUUUUGGUUAUUGUUAAUACUGCACAAAUUGCCCUGGACACACAAUAUUGGACUGUGUUUAAUCACGUAAUGAUUUGGGGAUCUCUGGGUUUUUUCUUUGUUGCUGAUUAUUUUUACAAUUACGUGUUUGGAGGCCCUUAUGCCGGCUCUCUAACAAAAGCCAUGUCGGAGGCGAAUUUUUGGUUUACCACUGUUCUAGUGGUAAUUAUAUCCAUUAUGCCCGUGCUGGCUUGGCGAUUCUACUUUGUAGAUGUCGCACCUACACUCUCGGACCGAGUUCGGUUAAAACAAAGACUUGCACAGGUGCGCUCCAGGCAGAGCCAAGACGUGCUGCGCACUCCCUCGGCGAGAAGAGCGCGCAGAUCCAUUCGUUCCGGUUACGCCUUCGCUCAUCAAGAGGGCUUUGGCCGAUUAAUUACCUCGGGAAAAAUUAUGCGCCAGGUUGCCAAGCUGCCCAAUCAGAUGGGCAAGCUGACUAUGGCGACGGCCGGGGGCGGAAGCGCGAGAAACAACAAUGGCCCUCCGGCGCCGCCACCCUCCCAGGGAAGCAGCGGUGUCAGUCGAGCCCCGAUACAGGAUUUGGAUACCAUCAAUUUGUAAAUGUAGGAAAAAGGUGUAUUUUCUUGUUUGGUGCAAAACAGAUAAGUUGGUUCUAUGUUUAUCCUUUUUUUUCGUUGAGGUACGGAAUUUGGAGUGCAAAUAUUAAAAAAAUAUUUUUCUAUUGAAAAAGACAAUUAUUCUUAAUACUUUUGUUUUUAGUUGCUUUAUUCUUUUUACGUAAAAUAUUUGGUUUUUAAUAUUUUUACAACCGCGUUAUUAAUUUUUUCCUCAAUCUUAAAAAUAAAUGUUGGCAAAUGAAUGCCUUUUAAGGAUAUACCUGAACUGGAAAAUGUUAUGAUUUGUUCUUAUGUUCUUGUUUUUAUGAAAUACUUAUUUUCAUUCCUUAAGCAAAUACCAUUCCAUUUGCUAUAGUUUUAUUAAGUCUGAUGCAUAGUUACAUAUUGUGUGUCACAAAUGAACAGUAUCUUGAAAUAUGUAAAAAAAAAACACGAAAAACUUAAAAAAAUUGCAUUAAGAAAGUGUUUUUUGUGCUUCAGUCUUAUAAUCUGACUAGUAAGGCCCUAAUUAUAAUUUAACAUAAUAAAAUAUCUUAAACCAUUAUGGUGCAUUAAAGCUAUUAAAAUGAGCUUUAAUCCUGUUUUUUU
Molecule: messenger RNA, 5008 nt
Organism: Brassicogethes aeneus
Lineage: Eukaryota; Metazoa; Arthropoda; Insecta; Coleoptera; Nitidulidae
Source: the annotation of a GenBank genome assembly